Messenger RNA from Pecten maximus, 4316 nucleotides. RefSeq names its product A-agglutinin anchorage subunit-like. Lineage: Eukaryota; Metazoa; Mollusca; Bivalvia; Pectinida; Pectinidae. The coding region runs from base 453 to 2666 and encodes 737 amino acids. The record is from RefSeq and is a predicted model, not a curated record. The transcript is spliced from 13 exons.
CUGGAAUGCAAUUACUCAUCUACCAUUUUCACAUCCGUUCUCUGUAAUUAAAGAACAUGUGCUGCUUCCUGACGGACAUGCGCAUUGACAACAGGUGUGCACAGGUGAUUACAUGGAGAUGUUGGAUGUACGUGAUGUUGAUAAACAAUGCCCAGACACACACAGCAAUGGAUGCGAUAUGAAUGAUAUUCCAGCUGACCCCUAGUCUUAUUUAUUUUAUCGUAUGUGACGUCAUCAAGCUAGCACGGCAACUAUAUGGAUACUGUAGAAUCGUUGUGAAUACAUGUCACGUGAGGUUCAAAGUAAACAGGACAGUCUUAAGGUUACGUCUAUAAACCAAAGUAUCGAUGUCUUAUAAACAUCCCGCUUACCAGGAAUAUAUUGACGUCAUCGCUUGAUGCAUAAUUUUACAAGCGCCGCACUGACCAUGAACACUGUUUACAUCAUAUAAGAUGCCCUGCACCAAUAUGAAUGCUCACGCCAAUCGUGACUACCUGCUGGUUCUAACUUUUAUGACAGUUGUCAUCGCACUACACUCAUCAUUGUGUGAUGCGGAUUCGCCUAGUGAUUCACCUAGUCAAGUCUCCACGAUAGUCGUCUCUACAACAGCUAUAAGUCCGACCGCAACCAUUGGGAACGAAGCGUCAGGAUUGUCAACUUCCCACGAUUUUAGUUCUGAAAACAGUUCGACGUUUUAUUUUUCGUCGACUCUAACGCCUUCCGAACCAUCUAUUAGCGAUGUGACGACAACUGUAAUAUCAACAGCAUUGCCUUCAUCUGAAAAUACUUCAGUGAACACACCACUUGCCUCGAGUUCCCCAUCUUACUCUGUCGGAGAUUCGAAUUCGGCAGUAAAAACUAGCAUGGACUCUAGCGCUAUGACUAGUACAGAGUCCUUCUCUACCGAUACCCAUGAUUGGAGUUCGAAUACAUUAGACACAUCUGCCAUAUACUCUAGUGUUGUAAGUAGUACACAAUCCUCUGGCACCAUCACUAUGUCUGAAGGGAAUUCAAAUUCACAAGGCAUGACUUCCGCGAUGUCUAGUUACUUGCCGUCAAAUGUCGACACCGUCACCACUUCGAUGACGUCAAAAAUGAUAACAACGUCUGUUAUCAGUGUGACCACUUCAUUUACUGACACUGAGUUGAUUAAUUCCACUGCAGUAUUAGAAACACCUUCAUUAUCUUCGAUUAGUUCCACUGCAGUAUUAGAAACACCUUCAUUAUCUUCGAUUAGUUCCACUCCAGUAUUAGAAACAUCUUCAUUAUCUUCGAUUAGUUCCACUCCAGUAUUAGAAACACCUUCAUUAUCUUCGAUUAGUUCCACUCCAGUAUUAGAAAUAUCUUCAUUAUCUUCGAUUGGUGAUACAGAUGCAAGUAUAAAUGUAUCUGCAAGUGAUUUUACGAUGUCGGUCAAUACAACUGUAUCAUCACUGUCGUCAACCGAUGUUACCUUUUCUGCAAUUGUGCCGACAUCGUCAGCCCCACUGACAACGACAGCAAAUCCCACUUCGACACCAACCACUACGACUCCUUCUACUACGACGCAGGUCACUACAACUUCCAGAACUACUACAGCAGAAUAUGAGCCAGUAGAGGGAAACCACGCUACCGCCAUCUUUACGGUGACGUUUGAGCUUGUGUUUUACUGUACCAACUUUGAUAUAGAGAAGAUCCAGGCCUAUUUUGCCGAGACCGUAUUUUUGCUGCAGGGUGCUACGUUUAAGCCAACUACGAGUUGUUCCAGUACCAGAAGACGAAAAAGAGACACAAGCAACAAAACAAUAGCAUAUGAUAUCACAGCGAAAGUCCUUGCAAACAAAGUAGAAUCGUUCAUAAAUGAAACGGAGGUAGCACUUCUAGCUAUAAACGAGUCUAUCGGUAUAAAUGUUACUGUUGACAGCAUAGAAAGAUUCCGUGGAAGAGUUGAAAAACAAUCAUACGAUCUUUGUGAGGCUGACAACUUCUGUCCAUCGGCAUUUAAGUGUAAAGAGCCAAACACAACAACAUGUUACUUCUUGUGCGACAAAGAGACCUUUCCAUUUGACUGUGAAAACGGUGAAUGCUAUGUGGAAGUUGAAUACACAACCAAAUAUCAUACGAGAAAAUGCAGAUGCGACAUUGACGAGUUCUACCAAUACGAAGGUGAAAAGUGCGACACGAAAAAGAUGACUUGGCAGAUGAUCCUGGCCAUUGCCGGGGGCUGUGCAGCGGCGAUUAUUGUCAUCCUUAUCUUCAUCAUUAUUAUCACGUGCAUGCGAAAGAAACGACGGAAUAAUGGCUAUAAAUAUUCAAAUGGCAGCGAGUUGAACUACACAGACCUCCAUAACAGGUCUACAACCAGAAUUUAUCAGGGACUGCGGCCUUCAACUGACAGAACGAACACUGGAAAUGCACAGGGAUAUGAAAAUAAGGCGUAUGAUUACAGAGACUACAUUGAAGUGGACAAUGAUUUGCACUACCGUUCUGCUGCCAACGGCUCACGUCCUACUAACGGCUCACGUGCAAUGAACGAGACGCAAAACAGGGACUGGAAUCCAGAGGAGAGUGCUGAUGUAUACGCUAAAUUAAACACGCGUUUUGACGAUGUAAACUACCAGUAUAACAUCAAACGAGCCCAGCUUCGGACGUCUGUCAACGACACCGAUGUCCGAACCGGCUUUUGAGGAGUUAUCGCCCCUCUCACCAGAAAUGAUGCUUAUCAGAGUGGUUUUGUUUGAUUAUAUAUAUUAUCCGGAAAACUAUUUUUAUAAACGUGUAUAAAUUAAAUUAAGUCAUUUUAGUGGAAAAUAUCAUUCAAUGUUAAUUGUGUUUAAACAGACAUUUUACGGUAUGACUUAUUAUAUUUGUCUAAGGUGAUGAAUUGUCUACACGCAAUCAAAAAUGUGUUCAUUAUAUGUAUUUUCCGUGUCUUGUUCUCAGAGAGUGGUGUGAUCAUAGCAUAUAAGUAUACAGAGUAUACUACAAGUUCUGUAGUGCACGACAGUAUGAAUAAUCAUUAGACUCGGUGAUGUUUAGUCUGUGGUAAAUUGGCUUAAACCAAGGGAAAGUUAAUUCGGAAUUAAGUGGAUUUUUCUUCAAGAACAGAUAUGAUUUAACUCAACAUAUUCACUAAUAAUUGAUGAAAUGUGUCAUUGUUUAGGCAUUAUAUAUGUAUACCACAAGGUCGGAAUAUAUUUAUCCUGGUGUGACAGUAGAGCACUGGACUAACACAGCCCCAGGUAUUAUUCCAAAGUAUGCAGUUCCAUCCCUACCCAGGGAGGUGUGAACUUCUAAUGUAGCUGAAAUCACUGGCUUGAAACUUUAUUCCAUUUCCUCUGGUACCUCACAAGGAGCUUCCUUUAUUCCAAGUGCUAGCAAUCAUCUACUACAAGGAGCUCGUUUAUUGAGAUAACUCGUGCUUGACACCAUAGCAUGGUUCACAACGGCUGAAAAGGUGUUACAUAAUGUCUAUAUAUCCAAUUGUGUAAUGACAAGACGUCAGGGCUAUGUUAAGACUUGUAUUAAUGUAAAUACGAUUACAACACAGAGUUAUCCAAAUACAUAUAUUAUUAAGUUUAUCCAUAAAGGGUAAGAUAUGAUCUGACUCGUGAAAUUUAUAAUUUGUAAUGAAAGAGUAUCUCAAUACUUCUUGUGUCUCAUUGUAUCAGCUGUCAAAUCUCUAAAAAAAAUAUAUAUAUUUUGUUUUUCAAAUGCAAAUAUGACUUUGUUUCUAAGUUUUAAGAUUAUUUGUAUAUGUGUGUUCAAUACAUUUGUACAGUUUUUUCAACUGGACCCAUCAUGCCAUAACGAACCUCUUAGUCCCAUUAUUAUCUGAGCACAGAUGUCGACACUCCACUAUCCCUUGCCGUCCUGCCUGAACGGUAUAUAUUAGCAUAAAAGAUGUAUAUUAUUAUGUGUCAAAUCAUUCGAAUAUAUUACGAUAUUCGUGAGAAAUAGGAACGUUUUGUAAAUGAAAUCUCAGUAAAUCACGUGAUUACGAAAUAGUUUAUGCUGAAAAUAUAUCUAGAAGAUGGUAACUAUUACAGCCGAUUGUGUGUUGUAGUUCUUACAAGUUUUCAUGUAAAACAUGCCUUGUUCAUGUUUACGUUGUACAAUGAUUUUAUUCCCCCUCCAGAAGCUUCUACUUUUUCAUGAAUCUCGCAAGAUUUGGAUUUUUAAUUACUUUACAUGUUAAUGGGAUUGUGAAACUUAUAUUGGUCAACUUAAACUGAAGUCAAUGCAAGAAUAUUGAGAAUUUUUAUAUGUCAGACGUUUUGAAAGCUGUAAUAAGUUCCAAUUGUCAAAAUCAAAUAAAUCACAUUUAAUUAUAUAUA